Rhizophagus irregularis DAOM 181602=DAOM 197198 is the source of this 1167-nucleotide messenger RNA. RefSeq lists its product as uncharacterized. The record is from RefSeq and is a predicted model, not a curated record. NCBI's taxonomy places the organism in Eukaryota, Fungi, Glomeromycota, Glomeromycetes, Glomerales, Glomeraceae.
AUGUCUUUAACUUCUUUUAUUACUAUCCAUGAAGAAAUUUCCCGCCUCCACUCAUUGAAAUUAAUAACAACUAAUGAAUAUGUUAGAUUAACGGCUUAUUCUAUCCAUUUCUCCGACCAGAUACCUAACAUAGAAGAAUCAUUAAAAUAUGGCCCUGAUAGUGUUAAAAUUGAACAUCUUAAAAGAUUUUUAGACGAUGAAGAACAAAUAUGUCUUGGAAAACGUUCACAUUCAUUCUCAUUUCCUGAGCCAGAAACACAAAAUUCAAAGAGAAAUAAAAUUUCUUUUGAUUCCUUGCUGAAGCUUAGAAAACACAUUUCAGCUGACAAACCACCUGUUUUAUUCAUUUCCUUUGUCCCUCAUCCUGACAUACAAAAGCAAAUUUGUGAUCAGAUUUGCUCAAAUAUCUUCCUUGUAUAUGGAACAAACCGAACUCAAGAUUAUCAGGGUAUUAAUCUUUCUGGUGGUAGUGGUGUUGGAAAGACUCGUAUAGGAUUUGAAAUCAAGAACUUUAUUACUAAAGAUGAACGGAUUCAAACAUAUGUGAAAAAGUUGAAAGUAACCUUCAAACAUAUUUUUAUUAGCAUGAAAGAGAUUUUAAAUUUUCUUGGAGAAGAACGAGAACGGGAUCCUGAAACUAAAAUAUAUCCUCAAAUUCCUGAAGAUUUCAACAAAGCAGAAAAUGUUCUUAUCAUGUUAAUUGCAAUAUAUUUUUUUGCAAAAGUGUGGACUAGAUCAAGUAUUGAGAAGUGUAAAGAAUUAAUAUCUGAAACUAUGAACUAUAAGGAAAUUAUUAAAUUAAUUCGUAAAGAAAUGAAACUGGAUGAAGAUGCCCAUUUAGUCUUAAUUUUGCAAAUUGAUGAUUUUCAGUUCUCACCUUAUUGGACAGUCGUAUUACUUCGCAUCAUAUCUUACAUUGUGGAAACUAAUAAGACAUUAAUAUUUUCAGUAUGUACUGGCACUGAACCAUCUAAAAUUUCAAAUUUGUAUGGGUUCUUUGCAUCACAAUAUAGAACUAACAAUAUUAAUUUACCACCUAUAAACUUCACUCAGUUCAUUAAGUAUUAUGAAGAGAAUUAUAAUGUUUAUCAAUUGGAAAAAUAUUCUCCUCCUGAUGGACCUUUGACGAAAAGUCAUCAUUUUGUCUUAGAAAAAAAAAUAGAAUAA